Messenger RNA from Astyanax mexicanus (Mexican tetra), 2246 nucleotides. RefSeq names its product zinc finger protein 239-like. NCBI's taxonomy places the organism in Eukaryota, Metazoa, Chordata, Actinopteri, Characiformes, Acestrorhamphidae. The transcript is spliced from 2 exons. Gene Ontology annotation, molecular function: DNA-binding transcription factor activity, RNA polymerase II-specific; RNA polymerase II cis-regulatory region sequence-specific DNA binding. The record is from RefSeq and is a predicted model, not a curated record. Gene Ontology annotation, biological process: regulation of transcription by RNA polymerase II; central nervous system development. Gene Ontology annotation, cellular component: nucleus. The coding region runs from base 261 to 1247 and encodes 328 amino acids.
UCGUCUCCCGCUGUGAGCGCUGGGGACUGCUGCGUUCUGACCGGGAGCACCGCGAACCGGGAGUCUGUUGUCAUGGCUACUGAGGACGCCAUCUCCGUGAGCACUGUGUGAACCAAAUGAAAUUAUUCUCCUGAAAUUCAUCACCAACAACCAGGAUAUUUAACUAAGAGCAAUGUUAAACUGCUGAAAGAGUUGAAGCACAAGCCGUCCUGAAAAGCCUCCAGAACACGCAGAAACAGUUUGCUACAUUUAACAGACAAAUGAAGCCAAGUCCUGACAUGGAGAAACAGCACUCUGUCAAGAGUUUUACUAAACAGAGUAAUCUCAAAAUUCACCAGUACAUUCACACAGGAGAGAAACCGUAUUACUGCUCAGACUGUGGGAAGAGUUUUACUGAACAGAGUCAUCUCAAAAAUCACCAGCGCAUUCACACAGGAGAGAAACCGUAUCACUGCUCAGACUGUGGGAAGAGUUUUAAUCAACAGAGUAAUCUCAAAAUUCACCAGCACAUUCACACAGGAGAGAAACCGUAUCACUGCUCAGACUGUGGGAAGAGUUUUAAUCAACAGAGUAAUCUCAAAAUUCACCAGCGCAUUCACACAGGAGAGAAACCGUAUCACUGCUCAGACUGUGGGAAGAGUUUUACUAAACAGAGUCAUCUCAAAAAUCACCAGCGCAUUCACACAGGAGAGAAACCGUAUCACUGCUCAGACUGUGGGAAGAGUUUUACUAAACAGAGUAAUCUCACAAUUCACCAGCGCAUUCACACAGGAGAGAAACCGUAUUACUGCUCAGACUGUGGGAAGAGUUUUACUGCACUAAAUUCUCUCAAAAUACACCAGCGCAUUCACACAGGAGAGAAACCGUAUUACUGCUCAGACUGUGGGAAGAGUUUUACUGCACCAAAUUCUUUCAAAAUACACCAGCGCAUUCACACAGGAGAGAAACCGUAUUACUGCUUAGACUGUGGGAAGAGUUUUACUCAGCAGAGUAGUCUCAAAAUACACCAGCGCAUUCACACAGGAGAGAAACCGUAUUACUGCUCAGACUGUGGGAAGAGUUUUACUCAACAGAGUAGUCUCAAAAUACACCAGCGCAUUCACACAGGAGAGAAACCGUAUUACUGCUCAGACUGUGGGAAGAGUUUUACUGAACAGGGUGCUCUCACAAAACACCAGCGCAUUCACACAGGAGAGAAAACUCCAUCCAUGCGAUUAAAAGUGCAAAUCGCAAAUCUUUCAGACUGAAUACCUUAUCCUACACAAAUGUUUCACUUUGUCACUUGGGACACGUUCCACCAGAAACAAACAAGAACUGAAUUUAACAAUGGAUUUUACAGGUUCAGCAAAAUGAAUCUCAUCCAGCGAUCAUGUUUAUUGAAUUCCAUUAUGUUAAAUUAUGAAUUCCGUUAUGUUUUAUGUUUAUGUUCGAUAUUCCAGGACAUUCUUUGUGAGACAGAGCUGAAGUUUUAGGGUAGUUACGGUAGGAGUUCAGUUCUGAAGAAUGGAAAAAACGUAGUCUUUAAAAUUUAGAUGUCAUAGUGAGUAGGAUUCCUAACUGGCAACUAAUUGUUUUGGACCAAACCUUCAGAGCUUAUGAUUUUAAUCCCCUUUCUAGUAUAUGCAGAUUUGAUUAUUUCUAUGAAUUUCUAGUAUCUCUGUUUUCACUCUGUGGAAGCCGUCCUCAAUUCCCCAAGCUUAGCAUAGCUUAGCUUAAUGCUAUUAACCGCUAGGCCCAUCUGCAUGAAAGAAGAAGUGAAAACACCAGCUGAGGAACUCCAGAGAGUGCUCCCAAAAGUGAGACCCAGAGCCGCAGAGAGACGACACUGUGCCGGGUACUGCCGUGUGGACCGGAGGAGCAUCCAGACUCUGCAGAGAGGCCAACAAAUUCCUUUCCAGAGGUUAAAUAAAACGCUCCAUCUUUAGUUCCCAUACUGAAAUCAACCUCCUCCGGGCUUGAGUAGCGCAGUGAGAUUGUGGGCUCAUUCAUUCCCUCUGAUGGGGUUCUUCUUUGUCUAUGGUUCAGUCAUUCUGAUUAAAAAUCUGUUACCAUAGAGGGAUGUUUGGUUGUUGUAUUACACAAGUUUUAUGCUCUCUUAUCUUUUUCUUAUUGAAUAUUAUAUGUUGUUUAAGGUUUUUAAUCUCCAAAAUGUACUAAGAAUAUCCAAAUUUUGUAGUUUCUUAAUUGUUUUUAUCCACUACAAACUAUUAUCUUUGUAUUACUUCACCUCUAUAUUUACUCAUCUG